AUGGGCUCCAAUGAGAAGAGGUCGCCCGCUAGGAUGGUUCUGCCUGUUGCAGCCAACGUAGCCCACGAUCCCCGCCAGGGCUCUUCCCGGCGAAGCAGAGACACCCAGAGGAACGUCUCCCCUCGACGAGAAGGAGCCUCCGGCACCCAGUCCCAUCGAGGGAGCAGCCCUCAGAGAGCCAAUGAGUUCCUGAGAAGCUCCUCGCCCCCCAGAGGGAGCGAUGCAGGCCAGAGCUCCUCCCCUCGGCGAGGAAGUGAACUGUCCCAGAAUGCAUCGCCCCAGAGGGGGAGCGUCAGCGAGGCUCCCCGAAGACUGUCCGUUCCUCCGGCUGCCUCUUCACGGAGGGGAAGCGAGCUCUCCCAGGGCACCCCUUCUCAGAGGGGGGCCGAGGAACCCCGAAGGCCGUCUGCUCCAAGAGGGCCAAACUACCACCUUCCGGGCCCUUCUGUGCGGAAAGGGAGUGGGGUCUCAGAGAAUUCCUUCUACCAACAACCGGGUGACCUUCCACGGAACAAUUCUCCCCACAGAGGAAGCGACGCUUUCUGGAGCAGCACCUCCUCGCCGAAAGGGGGCGAACUUCCAGCUGGGGCCUCAUCCCGCCGAGGGAGCGAACUCUCCCAGGGACCAGCCUGGAGGUCAGUGUGCCCUGAAGAAAACGAGCUUUCCUUCGGGGGUUCUCUGCAGCGAGGGAGGACGCCAGUCCGGAACAUCUCCCCUCAGGCGGCGGUGGACUACCGGUGCGGAAGGUGUUGCAUCCAGCCGGGGCAGCUCACCAUGACGAACAGCCAGAUGCUGUUGGCGAUGCAACAGAGCCUCAAUUCGCAACGGGAGGAAAUCUACCAGAGGUCCCGGGCUUCAUCCAGAAUAGGGAAAACCCAAGUAGACAGCAGGUGCAUCCCCAUCUCCCCAAAUCGGAGUGACUUGCCCCAGGCGACGACCCAGAGCUAUGUGAGGCCUGUGGCAAGUCCCAAGGAGGAUUCUGCACAAGUAAAUCCCCCAAGGAGGGAAUCCGUUCAGGUGCCCAAGGCGUUUCCUCAGCUGGCACUGGAGUUGGGACCACAGGACACCUGCCAGCCACCUCGGAAACUCAUCCGCAAACACGUCCCCUACCCCAAGGACGAGUGGACCCAGACGGAGCCAGCCUACAAAGUUUCUGUAUUCCCAAAGAGCGACUCUCCUCAAGCAGAGGUAUGGUUGGCCCUUCCUCUCCCUGCAGAGGCGGAAACAAGGAGGAGCUCUCUUGAAUCGCACCCUGAAUCCACCCGCCGUAAGAGCUCUCCUCCCAGAGAGCCAGACACGAGGCGGAGCACCCCUGAACCGCCCCCUGAACCCACCCGCCGGAGGAGCUCUCCUCCCAGGGAGCCAGACGCGAAGCGGACCUCCUUCCAGGCAAGGCCUGAACCAAGCCAGGCCAUCUACAGGCCUUCCCUCCACCCUGAGAAUGAAUCUGAGUAUCUCUGCCCGAUCCACCAGGAGAUGGAGGAUGCUUGGAAGCGGGCUCUCUCCCCGGGCCAUGAGCCACCUGGCCGGCAACCCCUUUCCACCGCCGAACAGAAAAAAGGUUCCCUCCAAGCCCGGCUCGAACCAGCCCCAAGGGGAUCUGUCCCUCGGGAGCCUGACGCAAGAAGGGUCGAAGGCAAGAAGACCCCCCUCCAAACCGUCCCCGAAUCCACUGACUCUCUGCCGCAAGAAUUCCAGCGUGUCUACAGACCUGCUUCUCACCCAGAAAGUGAAUCUGAGUACAGGUGCCCUUUUCAUAAAGAAAUGGAGGCAGCCCUCUGCCGGUCCGCCCCCCCAGGGACUGAUAUUCCACACAGGGGCUCCCUCACCAGGGAGACCCCACAGCACGGGAGCCUUGGGCCAGCUAGGCUUUCCAGGACCAGUGAUUGGACCCAGACAGAGCCUGGCCUCGAUGCCCAUCAGGUUCCGAGAGGUUCUCUUCAGCCCAUCACCACCACCAUAGCAAGACCCAGGCGCUUGUCGGAUCCAGAGGCCACCGUGGACUGGGGACUCAUGCCUCCAAGGCCCUUAAGCAAGUUUGGGCCUCAGUCAACUUGGUGGCCUUUGCUCCAGCCAGGCCCCAGCCCUCCCACCCCGGAUUUGAUGGACAGGCACAUCAGCCUACCAGCUCCAGACCUCGGAGAGAAUCGUUCCAGCUUAGCUCUGGAUUUGAGGGAGAAGCCCUGCAGCCUGCCAGCUCCAGAUUUGAGGGAGAAGCCUCGCUCCAGUUUAGCUCCGGACUUGAGGGAGAUGUUAAGCAGCCCGCCGGCUCCAGACCCAGCAAAGGUCGCGGCGGCUUUUCCUGGGGAGUUGGAGGAGGCCUUGGUUUUGCCGCAGGAUGCCAUUUCCACCUCGAGCAAAGACCUGCCAAGACAGACAGAGCGUUUCGAAAAGCUGCCUGCUCACCUGGACCAGAGGCCGGAGUGUGUGGGCCCCAGCAGUGAGGCCGAUGACCUCCUCAACCUGCAGCGAGAGAAGGCCCCCCUGAGGUUUAGUGCUUUCUUUGUGGAUGUCCCGGACGAGAAGCACACGGACGUUCUCUGGUGGCUGAAAGGAUCCUUUUCCUGCAAGCCCUGGGCAGUUGCUAAGAAGAUGUAG
Molecule: messenger RNA, 2598 nt
Organism: Zootoca vivipara (common lizard)
Lineage: Eukaryota; Metazoa; Chordata; Lepidosauria; Squamata; Lacertidae
Source: RefSeq, a predicted model, not a curated record